Molecule: messenger RNA, 270 nt
Organism: Didymodactylos carnosus
Lineage: Eukaryota; Metazoa; Rotifera; Eurotatoria; Philodinida; Philodinidae
Source: the annotation of a GenBank genome assembly
AUGUCGUCCGCAGCACAUGUCAAAAUAUCUGAAAUGAAUUCUCGAAUGGAACAAGAUGCCCUUGAAGCUGCUCGUGAAGCAUUAAGUCGUGCCACAAGUGAGCGUGAAGUUGCACAACAUAUUAAACAACAUUUUGAUCAAAAAUAUCGUCCAAAUAACUGGAGUUGCAUUGUUGGAAGAAAUUUUGGAUCGUACGUUAGUUAUGCGCAGGAUCACUUCAUCAACUUCAGUGUUGGACCCACAGAUAUUCUACUCUUUCGAAAUAGUUAA